Pieris rapae (cabbage white) is the source of this 4426-nucleotide messenger RNA. RefSeq names its product 5-hydroxytryptamine receptor 1. Gene Ontology annotation, biological process: adenylate cyclase-activating adrenergic receptor signaling pathway. The record is from RefSeq and is a predicted model, not a curated record. Bases 800 to 2479 code for a protein of 559 amino acids. The transcript has 5 exons. NCBI's taxonomy places the organism in Eukaryota, Metazoa, Arthropoda, Insecta, Lepidoptera, Pieridae. Gene Ontology annotation, molecular function: G protein-coupled amine receptor activity. Gene Ontology annotation, cellular component: membrane.
CAACCAGCGAUAAGCAGUCGAACCGCGAAUUUCAUAUCGACAGCACGUUAUGUUCGCGUCACUCGUUUAAUUUACGACGCGUUCGGAUUUCGAAUAAUGGCAUAUUUUCUUUAUUUUAUAGUGAAGUGACAGUGACGAUUGUGACAAUUUAUAACUAAAAUUUACAAUUAACUGUGAAAGUGUUUUAACUGGAGUUAGAAGUGUUUAAUUGUUUCUGUUUCGUUGUUCACAAAAUCAUUUAAACUGUCAGGAACAGGACUGGAAAACAGUGUGUCAUUUUGAAAGAAAUUUCUUGACUCUUUCUGACAAAUUAUGGUACGCUGUGAUGAAAAAGGACAAAACUUGGUGCAUGAAUGGAGGAUUUAAUAACGUGGUUGUAAACUGUAGCCUAAGGUCGGAAAUUUUCUUCCCGAUCACCGGCGCUAAUGAAGCAAUCUGCAAGCGGAAUAUUGAACUAGCAGCCACUCGAACCGACGUUUAAGUGCAAUAAAAUAACACUCCCAAGCGACAAAUCCAAACAAAACUAACCUCUAUAAUCGAAAGCAAAAGGAACAUAGUCCUCCUAAACGAAUACACAAUCCAAUGGCUCUGUGCGGAAUUGGAAAGACAAUCCAAGCGAUAUGUCAAUUAAAACACAAUCGAGACUGUAAUCAAUUUCGUGAGCCCAAGACGCGACUCCUUCGCGAGGUUAAACAUCAGACCUGAUUUAAUUAUUUUGAAAGAAUAGAGUUAGUCAAACGGAGAAACCUGAUGUAUGGUACCAAAAGAAAAAAAGUAAUCGACCCAGUCAGGGACUCGUAUGGCGUCUCAAAAUAACUCGCACUAUUCACGACCUAGCUUGGUUACUUUAUCUUCGUAUCUUCUCAUAUUCGUAUCUUUAGUAUUGCAAGCAGACUCGGCGUUCGCCUCAUUCGAUUUCAAUUCAACUUUCUCAGGAGUCAAUACUACCAAUCCCAACUCGACGCUCAAUUGGACUUUUUACGAUAACAACGCGACGGUUGUGAAGCAUCUCCAUAUAAAGCAUUUGAAAUAUUCCACCCUCGUAACUGUGCUAUUGGCAGCGAUUUUUAUGAUAGUCAUAUUCGGUACAAUAGUUGGAAAUAUUUUGGUUUGUGUCGCCGUUUGUUUAGUGAGAAAACUGAGACGACCCAGUAACUAUUUAAUCGUUUCGCUGGCAGUAAGCGAUCUGUGUGUUGCGAUUAUGGUGAUGCCAGUUGCAAUGGUGUACGAUCUAAUGGGGUCAUGGCCUUUUGGACCUGUCAUAUGUGAUUUCUGGGUAUCGAGUGACGUUUUAUCGUGUGCGGCGAGCAUAUUGAACUUAUGUAUGAUAUCCGUGGAUCGAUAUUAUGCAAUAACGAAGCCUUUAGAAUAUGGAGUUAAACGGACGCCGAGGAGAAUGCUUUUCUGCGUUUUUAUUGUAUGGAUGAGUGCUGCUUUUAUUUCCCUCCCACCAGUAUUAAUAUUAGGUAAUGAGAAAUCGGACACGUCAUGCUCCGUAUCACAGAAUCAGGGUUAUCAAAUUUAUGCAACCUUUGGUUCGUUUUAUUUACCAUUAACGGUUAUGGUGGUGGUGUACUAUAAGAUUUUCAGUGCUGCGAGAAAAAUUGUGAAAGAUGAAAGAAGAGCACAAUCGCACUUAGAAUCGCACUGCUAUUUAGAGAUAAAUGUUAAAAAUGGAGGGGCAGCCGAAGCUAAGCUUUUGGGAAAUCAGCCCCAGAACCCUACAAGAGGUUCCACAGCGAGUACGAAUACUACUUGCAGCGUCGAUAAAGCAGAAAACUCAAUAGGAAGAUGCUUUUCCGGACGGAAAUCAAACGAAUCACAAUGCCCUAUGUUACAACCACCAAAGACUCCAACCAAACCGAUACACACGAUCAAUCGCGCAGCCUCCCAAAAUUUAAAUCCAGAUAGUAAUCUAAAAGAAAGGCGAAGACCAUCUUCAGAUAAUCAAAAACAAACUAGUAGAAUUCGCUCAUCAUUAUCUACUUUCGCACAUAAAAGUCACAUUGCCAAGGACUUACUGCAUCCAGUCAACUCUCCACAUCAGAAAAAACUCAGAUUUCAUCUAGCUAAGGAGCGGAAAGCAUCAACUACUCUCGGAAUAAUAAUGUCAGCGUUCAUUGUAUGUUGGCUGCCUUUCUUUGUGCUGGCCUUAAUUAGGCCGUUUGUUAACGAAGAUACAAUUCCUGAUGCCGUCAGCGCUCUCUUUCUAUGGCUCGGGUACUUAAAUAGCCUUCUCAACCCAAUAAUUUACGCCACUCUGAACAGGGAUUUUAGGAAGCCAUUCCAAGAAAUUCUCUUCUUCCGAUGCUCAAAUUUAAAUCAUAUGAUGCGUGAGGAAUUCUACCACAGCCAAUAUGGGGGGCCAGAACCGCAUUAUUGUGUGAAUAACUCGAAAAACCAGAACUAUGAUGAGGGUGUGGAGAUUGUAUCUGCCGUGGACCGAGAAGAGACGAGGGCAACUGAGAGCUUUCUAUGAUUGUCAAUACCCCAGGUCGAGGACCUAGAUUCUGUGAUCUAAUUAAGACUUUGCAAGGUGUCGUGCUGUUAGUAUUAAACAUGUACCAAUCAAACUAGUCGUCAUAGUCGGUUUAAUAUUUCUUUGUAUUUUUUACUAAAUGACUCAAACUUUAAUUCCCUUAUAAUUGAAAAACUUUGAAAAUAUAUUUCUAACGUUUUGUGGAUUCUUUUUAACCUUGAACGCUUAGGAACAAACUCGGAUUUGAAUGUUGGCUAUUCAGUAAAGGGGCCAAGGAUGAGUUAAAAUUUAGAAACUGUGAAAAGUGAGUCUUUGUUCUUUCAGAACAAAAAUUAGGGUGAAGUGAUUGAUACCAAACGGCGCAAUGUAAAUAUUUGAACUGACACCCGAUUGUUUGACACACCCAUAUAGCCAUACAUAUUCGCUGAGGGUAGUUGUAGUCACGCCGUUUUUCAGUUUACUUAACCCUACAUCUUUCAACGUGCAAAUAUUUGACGUAACCAAUAUAUUUAUUGAGGUAACGAACUGUGAACAAAUUCGACUUUAAAAGUCGAAAAAGAUUUUAAAUGUCACUAACGUAUGCCAUCUCCAUUUCCAUUAGUUGGUCCAUAAAACAUAAAGGCGAUUUAUCUGCUAGAAAUAUGAUAUAGACGUGUCUUCAAAGGAAAUCUGCGAGCUAUUAAGUCUACACGGCUGUGGGCUUUUUGAAACAAAUACUGCAUUGUGUUCAAAGCCUUUGAAAUCUUACCUAUUCCAGGUAUACGCCAGCAUCGUUUUAGCUCAAGAUUUGUAGGCAUUUUAUCGUCGGACAAAUAUAUCUUACUUUCUCUCUCUUUCAUUCAGUGCUCUAUAGUACUAUGUAAAAAAUGUUCCCCGACCACAAAUAAUAGAGCAGAGUUGGCCUAGUGGCAGCAUGGGACUCUCCUCAAGGUUUUAGGUUCAAUAUCCGGCUGUGCACCAAUGGAAUGGUUUUGUGCGCAUUUAACACUUGCUCGGACGGUAAAGGAAUUCAUCGUGAGGAAACAUUGCAUGCCUUAGUCACCAAAUGUCUUUCAGGCACAAGGUUAAUCCUAAUUGCCUAUUAUAAUAUAGAAAUGAUCACGUAAGAGAUACAAAAAUCUGAAGCUUAGACCUAAAAAGAUCAUCACUGGAACCGCUAAAAACAAGUGACAAAAAUAAACAUAAAAGACAAAACGGCCUAUUAUUCAGAUACUUCAUAUAUAUUGGUAACUUUUUAUCUCAUCCAAGAUUCCUAUAUAUAUAUCUUAUACAGAAAUAUACACAUUAAUUCAUGACAAAACAUAUAACAAAAACACUUUCAAUGUGUUAAAAAUGUAUUGUAAAGGCAGUGUGAAGGAAAACAAGAGAAAACAAAAAACUGUUUUAGUUUUCCUCCUAAAAUAACACUGAAUUUUUACGAAUACAGGCGUUUCUGCCUAAGAAGCUUAAAGCUAAGUAAAGGGCAGUGAAAUUCAUAAAGUAAUUCCAUUUAAUUAACAUUCAUACCAAUAUUGUUUGGAAUUCAAAAACAGUAGACCAUAAUAGACCAUUUUGAUACAAUGUCUAUAACCUAUUUUAUUAUAAGUUUUUUAACCAAGGGAUUAAGUAACCAGUAAUUAAGUUACCAAAGAGUCCUAGCUAUAAAAAUGUAACUUGAAUUUAUUGUACCAAGCAUGAGACUUUAUCGCUAUCGUAUAGUUUACUAUUGUAGCUGAUUAAAGAUGGAGAAAGAUUAUAAUCUAUGUAUUUCACUAUAUUUACUACAUUAUACAAUUAAAUUAACAUCUAAUAAAUUUAAAAUCAAACAAUCAUGGCCACUUGUAUGUAUGUGCGGUGUAUACCAACGCACUCUUGCAUUUAAUACAUUUGUUUAUGACGCACAGAAUUUUGCAUAUUAAUUUUUAAUUAAAAGUGUUUUAUUCGCGUAUAUGACGUAAAAAAACUUUU